AUGGGAUUUACAAAAUUUGUCCUCGCAAUAAUAAGGAAACUUCGGUCUGUUCUACUACUAUGCAUAACCAUCUCAUUAUUAUUCUACUAUACUUUUGAAAAUGAAAUCGACAUACUGAACUCGUACGCAGAAAACGAAUACCUUCCCUCCAUUAAAAAGGAACUGACAGACGAGCCUGGUCCGCUUUCUGGUUCCAAUUUCGAUUCCAAGAUGGAUCCUAGCAACAAUCAUGCCUUGUUGGAAGAAGUGGAAGCUCCACCUACACCUGUGAAGUCUAAAAACAAGGAGAUAAAUUUAGCUGAUCCAAUUACUUUAAAGGAGAAAAAUAAAUAUUUUCCUUUACUCCUAUCAGAACCCAAAAACGACCCAACACUACCGUUCAAUCUUAACGAUCAUUCUAUUGCUUUAAAUAAUGAGAAUGAUUUAUCUCUACUCACUUACAAGGAGCAUUAUCCUGUUCUUCUGGAAAAUCCGUUACCAGCUAUUUCUCUUAGAGAUAAUAAGAUACCCUUAGCGUCCAUUCAGGUCAAUAAGUUUGAAGAUGGGGGUGCAUUACAUAGCACAAUUAAAAAUGAUAUUAAAAAAUUGUUUAUACAAUCUUGGGACCAAGAGAAUCUAAUAGAGCUCGCAAGAAAGAAUAAAGAGAAGCGUUGGCCCAUUAAAUUAAUUGAUUCUCUUGAUACUUUAUAUAUGAUGGACCAACAAACACAAUUUCAGGUGGCAUUAGACGUCAUUUGUGACACAGAUUUUAGAAUACCACCCAAGAACGUUGACUUGGUACAUAUACCUGAUCUAUCAACAAGAGUAUUAGGUGGAUUAAUUUCGGCAUAUGAAUUAUCUCAAAACCAAACCCUGUUAGUGAAAGCCAAACACGUUGCCGAUUUCAUAUUGAGAGCAUUUGACACGCCUAAUCGAUUACCUAUAUUAGACUAUUCAUGGAAAUCACCUUUUAAUAAUCGAUUCCCCUACACUAACACGACUAUGGAGGAUUUGACGAAAAUGUCUUUGGAAUUGACAAGAUUAUCCCAAUUGACACAUCAGGAUAAAUAUUUUGACGCAGUUUACAGAGUCUUUGAAUCUAUAUCCAGUUCAGUAGAAGAUUUCCACAUUGAAUCGUUGUUUCCAGUAAGAGUCGAUGCAUCAGGCUGCCAGCUAUUAACCACAAAGGAAAUUUCUUCAGGUGCCCACCAGAAAAAUUCUAAAAUUAUGAAAUCUAUCGAUGAAAGUUUGAAAUUCAUUCAUUGUUAUCAAACAGGGAAAAUAUUACCACAAAGAGGUGAAAAUCAGAAACAUAACGUUGCGGAACUGACUACGAUAGAUCAACCCUUUUAUGAUUCAUUAGUUAAGUUAUUUCAUCAAUUGAAUCAACAUGAUAUAUUAAACCUUUAUGAGACUACCACAGUACCAAAUGAUCCAAACAAGAAUAAGGACACUAUAAUUGAAAAGAAUACAUUACAUGGUCAAAAUAAAAGAUCAACAGGGAUGACAACUUCAUUUAAUUCUAAGACGCUGUUUCAAAACGCCAUUGCAAAAUUACAGGACUACUUAAUCUUUCAACCCUUACUUCCAGAAAUAACAAGUAAUGUUUCAUUGAUUAGCUCCCUCUACGCAAAGGGUACAUUUGCUCCCACCACAAAUGAAUUGGAUGUGGAAAUGUUGAGAACAUUUUCCAUGGAUACUAAGCUAUGUUCAUUGGGGUCCACUUUAUCCAUGGGUUCUAAGAUUUUUGCUGACACGUCAGUUGAAAAGCAAUCCUUGGACAAAUUGGCUGGUACAUUAACUAAAAGUUGUUUUGAAAUUUAUAAAUUGUUUAAUGGUGCCAUGCCAAGAGAAUUUUCGUUGGAUCCUUGCCUAAACUCGGAAAAUGGUUGUCAAUUUGAUAGAGAAGGAAAAAUUGAUGACAUUUCUAAGGGACUGUACAAAGGUGAUGGAGAUCGUUUAUUUAAUACAGAAAGUUCAGGUAGCAACGAUCUAAGAGUGAAAGUAGCUGAUGACAAAGAGAAGAAACACAAGAAUAAGAUCCAUGAUUCUGAACUGGCGGGAGAUGACAAAAUGACUAAACUUUAUACUUUCGUUAAGGACGAAAAAUAUAAUGGAAUAACCUUGAUUAACUCUGAUGAGAUUGACAUGCAAAAUGGCAAAUGGAGGAAUGACGAUGAACAACCUCUUUGGGUUAAUAAAAUGAGAUCAAAGAGAAUUCUUUCUCCAGAAAUCAUCGAAUCUGUAUUUUAUAGGUAUAGAACUACAGGAGAUCAAGAAUGGAGAAAUAUGGGUCAAGAUAUACUAGCUCUAAUUAUGAAAAACGUUCAACUGAAUGGAGUUGGAGCCAAAGGAAUGUGGAAGAUAAGUGAAUUGAAGGAUUCUUCAGAUGAUAGAUUUAGUGAUAGACGUGCGCUUCCAAGUUCUUGGUUUUCACAAACAUUGAAAUACCUAUAUUUAUUAUUUUCAGACUCCGAUGAUUUCCAUUUGGAUGAUUUCAUAUUUACCGCUGGCGGUCAUUUGAUAAGGAGGGAAGUAUCAGUGAAGACUAAUUUAUGA
Molecule: messenger RNA, 2538 nt
Organism: Naumovozyma castellii
Lineage: Eukaryota; Fungi; Ascomycota; Saccharomycetes; Saccharomycetales; Saccharomycetaceae
Gene: MNL2
Product: putative mannosidase MNL2
Exons: 1
Coding region: 1-2538 (845 amino acids)
Source: RefSeq, a predicted model, not a curated record